CUGAGUGAGCCUGUAUUCAACCCAGGUCUUUAAGUUGCCUCUAGAACCAGAGUUCCACGACGCGCCGUUUGAGAGAUUCAUGGUGGGAAAGUCGCCGCAUCCUUCGUCGGCAGGAGAUAAUGGUGUUAUUCAAGAGGAAGCCCGUCCAGUAUCUUCCGCAGCCUACAAUUGAAGAUGAGAGCUCAGAGAUUUGGGUCAUUGCCGAGACCAAUGAGGUCUUCACCACCUACGAGUCGUUCCUCCAUAGGAGGGAUUUCUACAAACAGCGUCGCUUCAUUUGUGAAAUCACGGGACAUUCGGGCUUGACUUUUUUCGAAGCUCUACAGAGUGAAAUGACAGAGUCUCGGGAGCUCAACAGUGCUUUUCCAGAUGCUCUGAAAGAACCUAUACUCCGACGAGUGCAAUUCUCGACUGUGUCAAGAGUCGACCACCUUGUGGAUGAGAUAUAUGAAGAAUUCAAGCAAGACUUCUAUCCCGGAGAACAUGUUGCCACAGUAUUGAAGGACAACACUCGUCUGCACGGCAUCAUACGCGACAAAAUGAAUUUCCCUCGGCAAUACUACACAGACGGCGGUGUCAAGUCAGAAGCUUAUGCUAGAUACUUGGUAAGAAUAGUCGACCGGCCUAACGAGGAGGCUUUGCUUGAUCAAGAUCACAUCACUCGCGACCGGAAAACGUUUUCCAAGCAGAUGCUCCGCGCUUUCAUCAAGAACAACACCACUCGAGAAUCAUGGAAUGGAGCCCCUUGGUUGGUGAAGCCGGGAAUCGCAGAUGAUUAUAAAAUUGAGACGGAUGUACCAAAACACUUGCAAUAUGGAGCUCGAGUUGCCGAAAAGAAAGCCCUGAAAAAGGCAGACCAGGAAGGGCAUUUUGGGUUUUUCUCAUCCAAGAAGUUACCUGAACUGAAACCGGCAACUGGAGUAGUGUCAAAGACAAAAUUAUCGUCCCAAGAAUUGGCAAGAAACAGAGCGGAACAAUUUAUCGAGUACCAGCGCUCACUUAAUGGGGACCCUUCUUUCUUGGUCUCUAAACAGCAAGGCGGAGGUCCUCGGCUAGUCAAGGAUUCCGAGUCGGACAAAAAAAUCAUGAUUCCAGUAGUCACCAUGAAGGCAGAGCCGCCCCCUCCGCCUGUCAUUAAGUAUCCAAUCGAAGAUUUGGAUAUCAAACACGAUUCAGGACGAAAGCCUCGGCCGAAACUGAGAUUCGAUGUGGAUGCUACUCCUGAUUUAGCUGAUGAUGGAGAUCUACUGCCGCAUGAUAUUAAAUCAGAAUCUGUCAGCCAUUUUCUUGAGACUUGGAAUACAUUGAACGUGUAUUGUGAAGUGUUUCAACUGGAUUCUUUCACAUUUGAUGACUUUGUGGAAGCAGUUCGGUUUUCAUCGCAUGAUGUCGACUGUGAGCUUUUUGUGGAAGUCCACUGUGCUGUGCUCAAAAAAUUGGUGAACACUGAGAAGGAUGAUGAUGGCGCUAUUCAGGUAUCCCUUCCUGAUCUACCCCAAGUCUCAUCUGACGAAUCAGACUCCGAGGAAGAAGAAGAGUCUGAGGACAGCCCCGAGCCAGAGCCAAUAGUCACUCGAAUGACAACUAGGGGUAGCUUAGCCAAAGCUGAGGCUGCUCAUCUGAAAUCACAACUAGAAAAUGGAGGACUCUCUGAGUCAGGCGAACCUAGGGUGCACCGGGCUACAGAGUUAUUGGAGCAGUACGGCUGGAUUGAGCGACUGCGAAAACGGGAUUUCAAAAAUGGCGGCUGGCAGGUAGUUAUGGUUGGACUGUUGUAUCAACUGUCCAUGCGACCGAAGAUGCAAAAAGUCUGCGAGGAAAUAUUGGAGCACCUCGUUCCCUUGGAUAUUGAACCAACCCAGGAGAGUGUUUAUGCGCAGUAUGCGACGCUUGAUGUCAAUCUUCGCAUUCGAGCCCUUCAAAUCAUCUGCAUGCUCAGUCUGGAGACAAAGGCUAUCAGAAACUAUCUCGAGGAAUGUAGUAACCAGAUGACCGAAUUUCGCAAAGAAAAAAUGGAGCACCAGCGAGCGCGAAAAGCUGCUCUCGAAGAAUUACGGAAACUCCAUAUUGAAAGAAAAGCACAUGAGCCUGAACCUGAGAAGGAAGAGACUGAGAAAGAAAAGGAAAAAUCAACCAAUGAAGGAAAAUCCUCAGUUGACGUCGACAUGGUGGAUGCUGCUUUGGCCACGAAGUCUGAAGACGAUGUCGAUACUGAUGAAAUCAUGGAUACCGAGGAUGAGGACCGCCGUGGGCCAUCUCUUCGCGGAGGAACCGAUCGGAUUCUGGAACGCAAACGCCGGCAAGAAGCAGAACGCGAGCGGAGAGAGCAACUGGCAAAACAACCAAAAGGCUCAAAGCAAUAUCAAAGAAUAUUGAAAAAGAUUGAAGAGCAGGAAGCGAAGAUUACCGAAUUAGAGGCUGAAAUUGCCAUCGUUGAUAAUGAUCUCCGAGAAGCCGAUUGCCCAAGGACUAGAUGCUUGGGUAAGGAUCGGUUUUGCAAUCGAUAUUGGUGGUUUGAGCGCAACGCUAUGCCUUAUGGAGGUCUUCCGAACAGCUCAACAGCCGACGCACAGUAUGCGAACGGCCGUCUAUGGGUACAAGGACCAGAUGACAUGGAGCGGGAGGGUUUUAUUGAUCAACCAGAACAUCUCAGGAAAAUAUAUGUCAAAGCGCAUCGAAUGACCCCGGCUGAACGCAAAAAGUACGAGGAAGGAGAGACAAGUCUCUUGACUGCUCAUAACUGGGCGUAUUAUGACGAGCCUGAGCAGUUGGAUGAACUCAUUCGCUGGCUUGACGCACGUGGUCUUCGAGAGAUUAAAUUGAAGAAGGAGCUGCAGCUCCAACGUGGACACAUCACUAAGUACAUGAAGGCUCGCAGUGAUUAUCUCACUCGAACUGCAGAACGUGCAGAAUCCGAAGAACUCCCGACAAAGCGUAUGUCUACAAGAACAAAAACCUAUGUUGAUGACGGCAGACAUCGUUGUUUGAGGUGGAAAAAUACAACGGCGCUGAGUGAGAUGGGCCACCUUCAUGUUGACGCUGGGCGCGCCGCAAAGCGGUCGAAGAGAGCGACAGAUGAAGUGAAAGAAUUAAAAGCUAUAGGCAAACAAGCCAAGCCUCUAUCUCGACAAGGCUCUCGAUACAAGUUCUAAGGGCGAGAAUGAGAGGUGGCAUCUGUGAUCCGAUGCCACAGUACAUGUUCGAUUACUGGCACGUUUCCAAGCCCUUGCAUAAUUUUACGAGCAACGAGUCUUUUUCUUCAAA
Molecule: messenger RNA, 3264 nt
Organism: Talaromyces proteolyticus
Lineage: Eukaryota; Fungi; Ascomycota; Eurotiomycetes; Eurotiales; Trichocomaceae
Product: DDT domain protein
Exons: 8
Coding region: 120-3152 (1010 amino acids)
Source: RefSeq, a predicted model, not a curated record